This is a messenger RNA of Diceros bicornis minor, 4113 nucleotides long. It is a transcript of the gene CDH5, whose product is annotated as cadherin 5. Gene Ontology annotation, molecular function: calcium ion binding; cadherin binding. Gene Ontology annotation, cellular component: plasma membrane; adherens junction; catenin complex. Gene Ontology annotation, biological process: calcium-dependent cell-cell adhesion; regulation of establishment of cell polarity; adherens junction organization. Lineage: Eukaryota; Metazoa; Chordata; Mammalia; Perissodactyla; Rhinocerotidae. The transcript is spliced from 12 exons. The record is from RefSeq and is a predicted model, not a curated record. Bases 72 to 2423 code for a protein of 783 amino acids.
GCCCCAGGCAGGCAGGCAGACGAACGGAGACACCUCUCAGCCCACGGGCACGGUCUGUGCCUCCCCGGAAGAUGCAGAUGCUCUCGAUGCUGCUUGCCGCAGUGGGCACCUGCCUGGGCCUGCUGGUGACAGCUGCAGCGGGUGCUAACCCUGCCCACCCGGACACUCCCGGCAUACUGCCCAGCCACCGGCGCCAGAAGAGAGACUGGAUUUGGAACCAGAUGCACAUCGAUGAAGAGAAAAAUGCCUCGCUGCCCCAUUACGUGGGCAAGAUCAAGUCCAGCAUGAAUCGCAAGAACGCCAAGUACCUGCUUGAAGGAGACUUUGCCGGCAAGGUCUUCAGGGUCAAUGCAGAGACAGGGGACGUGUUUGCCUUUGAGAGGUUGGACAGGGAAAAGAUCUCUGAGUACAACCUCACUGCCCUCGUGGUGGACAAGGACACCAACAAGAACCUGGAGUCUCCUUCCAGCUUCACCAUCAAAGUGCAUGACGUGAAUGACAACUGGCCUGUGUUCACGCACCGGCUGUUCAACGCAUCCGUGCCCGAGAUGUCGGCUGUGGGGACCUCGGUCACCCGUGUGACAGCAGUGGAUGCAGACGACCCCACUGUGGCAGACCAUGCCUCUGUCAUGUACCAAGUCCUGACAGGAGAAGAGUAUUUCACCAUCGACAGUUCUGGAUUCAUUCUUACGAAGAUCAAAAACUUGGACCGAGAGACAAAGGCCAGGUACGAGAUCGUGGUGGAAGCACGAGAUGCCCAGGGCCUCCGGGGGCAGUCAGGCACGGCCACCGUGCUGGUCACUCUGCAGGACGUCAACGACAACUUCCCCAUCUUCAAACAGACCAAGUACACGUUUACCGUGCCGGAAGACAUCCGCGUGGGCAGCCCCCUGGGCUCUCUGUUUGUCGAGGACCCAGACGAGCCCCAGCACCGGAAGACCAAGUACAGCAUCGUGCAGGGCGAGUACAGGGACACCUUUACCAUUGAGACGGUCCCCACUCGCAACGAGGGCAUCAUCAAGACCACGAAGCCCCUGGACUAUGAACGCGUCCGGCAAUACAGCUUCACCAUCGAGGCCACAGACCCCACCAUCAACCUGAGCUACCUGAGCGGCGCCUCCACCAGAAACAUUGCCCGUGUUGUCAUCAAUGUCACAGACGUGGACGAGCCCCCCAACUUCCAGCAGCCUUUCUACCACUUCCAGCUGCGGGAGAACCAGAAGAAAACUUGGAUCGGCUCAGUGCGGGCGGUUGACCCCGACGCCGCUCGGCGGAGCAUUGGAUACUCCAUCCGCAAGACCAGUGACAAGAACCAGUUCUUCCAAGUAACCAAGCAGGGGGACAUUUACAAUGACAAAGAACUGGACAGAGAAAUCUUCCCUUGGUAUAACCUGACAGUGGAGGCCAAAGAACUGGAUUCUAGGGGGACCCCCACGGGCAAAGAAUCCAUUGUGCGAGUCCACAUUGAGGUUACGGACGAGAACGACAACACCCCAGAGUUUGCCCAGCCCUAUGAGCCCAAAGUGUGUGAGAAUGCUGCCCAGGGCAAGGUGGUUGUGCAAAUCUCGGCAAUAGACAAGGACAUAACACCACAAAACGUGAAGUUCAAUUUCUCCCUGAGCACUGAAGACAACAACUUCACCCUCACAGAUAAUCACGAUAACACAGCCAACAUCACAGUCAAGUACGGGCAGUUCGACCGGGAGCGUGCCAAGGUCCACUACCUGCCCGUGCUCAUCUCAGACAACGGGGUGCCGAGCCUCACAGGCACCAGCACGCUGACCGUGGCCGUGUGCAAGUGCAACGAGCGCGGCGAGUUCACCUUCUGUGAGGAGGUGGCCGCCCAGGUGGGCGUCAGCAUCCAGGCGCUGGUAGCCAUCUUCCUCUGCAUCCUCACCAUCACAGUGAUCACCCUCCUCAUCUUCCUGCGGCGGCGGCUCCGGAAGCAGGCUCGCGCCCACGGCAAAAGCGUGCCGGAGAUCCACGAGCAGCUGGUCACCUACGACGAGGAGGGCGGCGGCGAGAUGGACACCACCAGCUACGACGUGUCGGUGCUCAACUCGGUGCGUCACGGCGGGGCCAAGCCCCCGCGACCCGCGCUGGAUGCGCGCCCGUCCCUCUACGCCCAGGUGCAGAAGCCGCCUCGGCACGCGCCCAGGGCGCACGGCGGGCCCGGGGAGAUGGCCGCCAUGAUCGAGGAGAAGAAGGACGAGGCGGACCACGACGGCGGCGGCCCGCCCUACGACUCGCUGCACAUCUACGGCUACGAGGGCUCCGAGUCCAUUGCCGAGUCCCUCAGCUCCCUGGGGACCGAUUCGUCCGACUCGGACAUCGACUACGACUUCCUCAAUGACUGGGGGCCCAGGUUCAAGAUGUUGGCGGAGCUGUACGGCUCCGACCCCCGGGAGGACCUGGUGUAUUAGGGGGGCCGCGGGCCUCUGGGCCUGGGGAUCCAAACCACUGCGGCUCAGGCCACUCAGACACCAGGCACUGUGCCCUCGAAUUGUAGCUCUCACGCCCCAGCCUAGCACCCCUUCCUCGUGGGUCCCAGCGACCUCACCGCCAUGGGUAGCAAACUCCAGGUCCCUGAAACAUCCAGGAAUGGCCAUAUUUCAGUGACGGCUACCCCCGAAAUGCUGGAACAUCCAGGCUAGUGUUCUGUUCGGGCUCGGACAUCCACAGAACCCUGUCGCCUGGGACCACGGUCCAACUGGAAGACUUUCCCUGGCUCCUCAAAGCAGCUUAUGUCCAACGGCCAUGGGGAGGUCUCCCCCUGAGGUCCCUGAACCUCCUGAUGAGGUUGGCGAGGUCCUGGGGCCUGUCUGCCUGGAAGCAAAAGGCUGGGCAGCACGACUCCUGGACAGCACUCUCUGCAGCCCAGUCCCAGGGGCUAUGGGACUGACCCUCAGCCUGACCUGCUUCAACUUCUGCACACCCUCCCAAGUCCCCAGCCCCUCCCCAGGCCCGUCAAGAGCAAGGAAGGGGCUCCUUGGCAGCUCCUGACCCUGGGUCCUGAGGUGACCUUGCUGACCUGCCGCGCUGGUAACUGUGCCGUACUGAGAGUCGAAAAUUCAACCCAAAGUCAGAGAAAUGGCUUGUUGAACUUUGAAGCAACUGUGAAUUCAUCCUGGAGGGACAGUGGAGACCAAGUAUGACAGAUCAUAGGGUGAGGGCCACCUCCACGCCCACACCCUCGGGAGAGGGCCUGGAGUCGCUGUGACCCCAAUUCAGGACUCAUCGACACCCCUCCAGUUCUGCCUGGGAAGUGGGCCAGACAUUCCCAGAGCAGAACUCCUCUCCCCAUCUCUGCCUGGUCUAGUCGCUCAUUCAUGCUCUCUCUUUUCUCUCUCUCUCUCUCCAUCUACUCCGUACCUCUUGACUUAGAGGCACUCAAGAUGUGACCCUCAGCAACUCCGGCCAAAGGCCGAACCCAAGCAUGACUGCACAACAGAGCCGUGCCCUUUGCCUUUACACCCCGUCAUGGCCGCAUCUCAGGGAACCCCAGCAGGGCCCCGUCCCUCAGGCACACCCCGCAGAAGGCAAGGCCCCUGCCCUGCCCAAGCCCUAUCGUCAUCUGUGCAUCUCCCACUUUCAGCCACAUAUGGAACAUUCCACUGCAAACACCCCUUGGGGAAGUGGCACCACUCAACGGGAGGGGGCAGGAAGGAGGCAGACUCUCCUACUCACCCUUCAUCACGACUGAGGUUCCCAUCCUGGGCAAGGCCCCUCACACUUCAGCGGACUGUAGAUAACACUGACUUUUUUUUUUUUAACCAAUAACUAGUUCUUUGUUUUUGUUUUUGUUUUUUUUUAACUAAUAAUACUUACACGAUUCUAGCUCUCACAAACAUAUAGAAUAAGGGUUUUUGCAUAAUCAGGUUGCUAUCUAGGUUAACAAUUUUAAUUCAGGUUUCUUAGUUGGAUAAGCAAAUUCCUGUAACCUUCUAUUUCCUAUCAUUGUAGUAAUUACUCUGAAGAUAAUAACUAUAUAUUGACCACACUGGUGCAUGGGACGUACUGUAUUUUUUUUAUACCUAAAUAAAGAAAAAUUUUGAAAUUCUUCCAUUUCUAGAGCUCAUGUGAAACACACAUACACACAUGUACACACCACCA